GCGCGGCGCGGCGCGGGGCGAUGGGCUGAUGCGCGCGGGCGCGGGCAGGAUGCGGGGCGCGCCGGGCCGGCUGCUGCCGCCGCUGCUGCUGCUGCUGCUGGCGCCCGGGCUGCGCGCCCCGCCCGGCUGCCCCGUGCCCGUGCGCGGCUGCAAGUGCUCCAGCGAGCGGCCCAAGGGCCCGGGCGGCGGCGGCGGCGGCGCCCCCAGCCCCGCGCGCCGCCGGGUGGUGUGCGGCGGCGGGGACCUCCCGGAGCCCCCCGCGCCCGGCCUCCUGCCCAACGGCACCGUCACGCUGCUCUUGAGCAACAACAGGAUCAGCGGGCUCCGAAACGGCUCCUUCCUGGGACUCGCCCUGCUGGAGAAGCUGGACCUGAGGAACAACGUCAUCAGCACGGUGCAGCCCGGAGCCUUCCGGGGAUUGGGGGAGCUUAGGCGCCUAGAUCUCUCCAACAACAGGAUCGGCUGCCUCGCCUCCAGCACCUUCCAGGGCCUCCCCAGGCUUCUCCGACUAAACAUCUCUGGAAACAUCUUCUCCAGUCUGCCGCCCGGGGUCUUCCAGGAACUGCCGGCCCUGAAGGUCGUGGACCUGGGCACUGAGUUCCUGACGUGUGACUGCCGCCUGCGGUGGCUGCUGCCCUGGGCGCGGGGCCGCUCCCUGCAGCUAUCCGAGCGCACGCUCUGCGCCUUCCCUGCCGCCCUGCGUGCCCGGGCCCUGGGUGGCCUCCAGGAGAGCCAGCUGCGCUGCGAGGGUGCCCUGGAGCUGCACACACACCACCUCAUCCCAUCUCUGCGCCAAGUGGUGUUCCAGGGGGACCGGCUGCCUUUCCAGUGCUCGGCCAGCUACCUGGGCAACGACACCCGCAUCCGCUGGUACCACAACCGGGCCCUGGUGGAGGGGGAUGAGCAGGCGGGCAUCCUCCUGGCCGAGAGCCUCAUCCACGACUGCACCUUCAUCACCAGUGAGCUGACGCUGUCUCACAUCGGUGUGUGGGCCUCGGGCGAGUGGGAGUGCUCCGUGUCCACGGCCCAGGGCAACGCCAGCAGGAAGGUGGAGAUCGUGGUGCUGGAGACAUCUGCCUCCUACUGCCCGGCUGAGCGAGUGGCCAACAACCGUGGUGACUUCAGGUGGCCCCGCACUCUGGCUGGCAUCACAGCCUACCAGUCCUGCCUGCAGUACCCCUUCACCUCGGUGCCCCUGAGCGGGGGUGGCCCAGGCACCCAGGCCUCCCGCCGCUGUGACCGUGCCGGCCGCUGGGAGCCCGGCGACUACUCGCACUGCCUGUACACCAACGACAUCACCCGCGUGCUCUACACCUUCGUGCUGAUGCCCAUCAACGCUUCCAAUGCACUGACCCUGGCCCACCAGCUGCGCGUGUACACGGCCGAGGCCGCCAGCUUCUCGGACAUGAUGGACGUGGUCUAUGUGGCUCAGAUGAUCCAGAAAUUUCUGGGCUAUGUCGACCAGAUCAAAGAGCUGGUGGAGGUGAUGGUGGACAUGGCCAGCAACCUGAUGCUGGUGGACGAGCACCUGCUGUGGUUGGCGCAGCGUGAGGACAAGGCCUGCAGCGGCAUCGUGGGCGCCCUGGAGCGCAUCGCGGGGGCUGCCCUGAGCCCCCACGCCCAGCACAUCUCCGUGAACUCCAGGAACGUGGCGCUGGAGGCCUACCUCAUAAAGCCGCACAGCUACGUGGGCCUGACCUGCACGGCCUUCCAGCGGCGGGAAGGCGCGGCCCCCGAGCCCGAGCCCCCCGGGGACCAGCAGCUCCGCUUCCGCUGCACCACCGGGAGGCCCAACAUCUCCCUGUCGACCUUCCACAUCAAGAACAGCGUGGCCCUGGCGUCCAUCCAGCUGCCACCCAGCCUGUUCUCGCCCCUGCCGGCCACGCUGGCGCCCCCCGAGCCCCCCGACUGCACCCUGCAGCUGCUCGUCUUCCGCAACGGCCGCCUCUUCCGCAGCCUCGGCAACACCUCCCGGCCGGGCGCCGCGGGGCCUGGCAGGAGGAGAGGGGUGGCUACCCCAGUCAUCUUUGCCGGAACCAGCGGCUGUGGCGUGGGGAACCUGACGGAGCCGGUGGCCGUCUCUCUGCGGCACUGGGCCGAGGGGGCUGAGCCCGUGGCCGCCUGGUGGAGCCAGGAGGGGCCCGCGGGGCCGGGGGGCUGGAGCUCCGAGGGCUGCCAGCUCCGCUCCAGCCAGCCCAACGCCAGCUCGCUGCACUGCCAGCACCUGGGCAGCGUGGCCGUGCUCAUGGAGCUGAGUGCCUUCCCGCGGGAGGUGGGGAGCUCGGGGGCGGGGCUGCACCCCGUGGUGUACCCCGGCACCGCCCUGCUCCUCCUCUGCCUCUUCUCCACCAUCAUCACCUACAUCCUCAACCACAGCUCCAUCCACGUGUCCCGGAAGGGCUGGCACACGCUCCUGAACCUGUGCUUCCACAUGGCCAUGACCUCCGCCGUCUUUGCCGGGGGCAUCACUCUCACCAACUACCGGGUGCUCUGCCAGGUGGUGGGCAUCACCCUGCACUACUCCUCGCUGUCCACACUGCUCUGGAUGGGCGUGAAGGCCCGGGUCCUCCACAAGGAGCUCACCUGGAGGGCGCCCCCUCCCCAGGAAGGAGACUCAGCGCCCCCGGCCCCCCGGCCCAUGCUCCGGUUCUAUCUGAUGGCCGGAGGGAUCCCGCUCAUUAUCUGCGGUAUCACAGCAGCUGUCAACAUCCACAACUACCGGGACCACAGCCCCUACUGCUGGCUGGCGUGGCGGCCGAGCCUGGGCGCCUUCUUCGUGCCGGUGGCCCUGAUCCUGCUCAUCACCUGGAUCUACUUCCUGUGCGCGGGGCUGCGGCUGCGGGGCCCCCCGGCGCAGAGCAGGGCGCCCCCGGGCGCGGGCCGGCUGCGGGGCCCCGGGGCGCCCCCGGGCGAGGCGAGCGCUGCGCCGCCGGGGACCCCCGAGGGCGCGGACGGGCCCUGCUCGCCCGGGGCGCAGCUGGGCGCGCUGGUGACCACGCACUUCCUCUACCUGGCGCUGUGGGCGUGCGGGGCGCUGGCCGUGUCCCCGCGCUGGCUGCCCCGCGUGGUGUGCGGCUGCCUGUACGGCGCGGCCGCCUCGGCGCUCGGCCUCUUCGUCUUCACGCACCACUGCGCGCGGCGCCGGGACGUGCGCGCCGCGUGGCGCGGCCGCUGGCCCGCGGGUCCCCCGGGCCUGAAGCCCCCCGCGGGCGCGGCGCCCUGCAAGCUCACCAACCUGCAGCUGGCGCGGGGCCCCGCCGAGCCCGCCGAGCCCGCCGAGCCCGCGCCGCCGCCCGACAGCAGCGCCGGCCCGCCCGCCGCCGCCGCCGCCGGCCUCAACGGCGGCCCCCGCGGCGCCAGGGACGAGGACGGGCCGGCCGGCAAGACGGGGCUGUGGAAGAGCGAGACCACCGUGUAG
This is a messenger RNA of Sorex fumeus (smoky shrew), 3418 nucleotides long. It is a transcript of the gene ADGRA2, whose product is annotated as adhesion G protein-coupled receptor A2. Gene Ontology annotation, cellular component: plasma membrane; Wnt signalosome. The record is from RefSeq and is a predicted model, not a curated record. Bases 29 to 3418 code for a protein of 1129 amino acids. The transcript has 20 exons. Gene Ontology annotation, molecular function: G protein-coupled receptor activity; protein binding. Lineage: Eukaryota; Metazoa; Chordata; Mammalia; Eulipotyphla; Soricidae. Gene Ontology annotation, biological process: G protein-coupled receptor signaling pathway; positive regulation of canonical Wnt signaling pathway; sprouting angiogenesis.